Messenger RNA from Wallemia mellicola CBS 633.66, 432 nucleotides. RefSeq names its product Sybindin-like protein. The record is from RefSeq and is a predicted model, not a curated record. NCBI's taxonomy places the organism in Eukaryota, Fungi, Basidiomycota, Wallemiomycetes, Wallemiales, Wallemiaceae. The transcript is spliced from 3 exons. Gene Ontology annotation, cellular component: TRAPP complex. Bases 1 to 432 code for a protein of 143 amino acids. Gene Ontology annotation, biological process: endoplasmic reticulum to Golgi vesicle-mediated transport.
AUGUCAUUUCCUAUCGUGCACAGCCUCUGGAUUCUGAACAAGGCAGGUGGUUUGGUAUACCUACGAUCAUUCUCUGAUCAAUUACCCGGAUUGAACACAAACGAACAACUGGUACUCGCAGGCACACUACACGGUGUACACGCGAUAUGUUCACGUAUAUCUCCAAUAACAACGUCAAAAUCUAGCGGCAUGCAGUUGCUAGAGUCUGAUUCAUUCGAUCUCACUGUAUUUUUGACGAGAACAGGUACAAAGUUCGUUCUCAUCACGACGCCCGGUCAUCCCGCUAGUCAAGCCCUAUUGAAUAGAGUUUAUGAAAUAUACGCUGACACUGUGAUGAAGAACCCAUUCCAUAUACCCGAAAUGCCAAUACGAAAUGAAAUGUUUGAUACUGCACUAGAUGGAUUCCUACGACCACCAGAUUUCAUGACUUAA